This is a messenger RNA of Racocetra persica, 806 nucleotides long. The record is from the annotation of a GenBank genome assembly. NCBI's taxonomy places the organism in Eukaryota, Fungi, Glomeromycota, Glomeromycetes, Diversisporales, Gigasporaceae.
AAUUCACAACUACUACAAAUUACCUUCGUGUUCGGUUACCACUCAAACUUUCCGAACCAAAAGUAGCAAUCAUAUGUGGUUCAGGACUUGGACAAUUAGCUGAUGUUAUCACUGAUAAAGUGGAAUUCUCUUAUGAAGAUAUACCAGGGUUUGUCUCCAGUACAGUACAAGGUCAUGCAGGAAAACUUGUUUUUGGCCUACUUGGUGAUAAAAAAACACAAAUAGUUUGCAUGGUCGGAAGAUUUCAUUUUUUUGAAGGGUAUACACUUAAUCAGAUCACAUUUCCUAUAAGAGUUUUUAAGAUGUUAGGUGUGGAAGUAUUGAUUGCUACCAACGCGAGCGGAGCACUAAGCAGAGACUUCAAAGCUGGCACGAUAGGUAUAAUAAGUGAUCACAUUUCCCUUCCUUGUUUAGUCGGAAACAAUCCCCUAUGUGGCCCAAACGUCUCUGCUUUCGGAACGAGAUUUCCUCCAAUGUCCGAUGCAUAUGAUUAUAAUCUUCGUGUAAUUGCAUUCAAAGCUGCUAAUUCCCUGAAAUUGCCCAAAGAAACUUUGAAAGAAGCUAUAUACACUUUUUAUAGUGGACCUUCGUUUGAAAGCAGGGCUGAAGCAAGGUUCUUAAAAUCGAUAGGUUGCGAUUUAAUUGCUAUUGGGAAAGGCAAAAGCGCAGAUCCAGCAGAACAGAAUUUGGAUGAUAUAAAGGUGCCACAAGUGAAUCACGAGGAGGUACUUCAGAUUGGGAAAGAGAGAUCCUUAGAUAUGCAGAAAUUGGUUGGAACUAUUGUGGACUUAAUUGCAUCUACCUGA